Molecule: messenger RNA, 3090 nt
Organism: Camponotus floridanus (Florida carpenter ant)
Lineage: Eukaryota; Metazoa; Arthropoda; Insecta; Hymenoptera; Formicidae
Product: pyrokinin-1 receptor
Exons: 3
Coding region: 737-2410 (557 amino acids)
Biological process (GO): neuropeptide signaling pathway
Cellular component (GO): plasma membrane
Molecular function (GO): neuromedin U receptor activity
Source: RefSeq, a predicted model, not a curated record
CGCAGCGGCAGGUAGACUAUCCGCUCCUCCAAAGUGUGAACAAAACUCCCUCACUCGAGGAAAACAAACCGUUAAAGAUACACGCGAAAUUGUCCCCCAGUGAGACUAUCACGUGUUUGCGCGCGUGAAUGGGAAGCCUGAAUAAAAAAGCUUCGUCGAUAUAAAAAUUAAACAACAGAAGUGAUAUUUAAUUUAAAAAAUUGCGCUAUGGCGUUUCUGUUUUUGUUGAGCGAAUUUCGUGAAGCACUUUGCGACUUCGAGCCUCAAUAUAUAUAACGAAAUAAAUGAUAACGAGUUAUCAAUCGAACAAACUUCCCAAAGACACGAGAUCUAGAGAAUCUAAUAACUUUGACAUAUAAGAAGAAAUCUAUAUGUAAUUUCCUUCAGCAGUCCUCCUCGGAGAUUGAUUCUGGCGUAAAUCAAAUAGAGAUCAAGUUUCCCUCGCUUUUGUUAUUUGUGAGAAGACGAAUUUACCCCGAAGACAAAAAAAGAGAAAACAGAGGAAAACUUGAGAACUUUUAUCACUGAAGAAGAAGAAUAGGUGGAACCUAACGGCGCACGAAAUCAAUGAAAAUUCCAUUUAUCUCUCUCGUAUGAGACCAACUGGCCGUCGACGAAAAAGACGAAAGAAAUUUGCAACACUUUCGUCGCGAAUUAUCGGCAAAGAAACGGGAUCGCAUUCAAGAAUGUCAAGGAACGAAGGCAUUUUCGUGCGCGUCAUAUAAUCGGGAUCAGGAUGGCUCCAACGUCGAUCCUCUCAGACGGCGUCUACGCCAAGGCCAACUUUAAUGAUGGCCUGGCAUUAUCGGAGCGAAACAUAUUUAACGACACGCACGAAUUCUCCGCCGUAUCAUUCGGUCCGUAUCGAGAUUCCCUCUACGUGGUGAUACCGAUGACCAUAAUCUACGCGUCCAUCUUUCUCACGGGCAUCGUCGGCAAUGUUAGCACGUGCAUCGUGAUUGCGCGCAACAAGUCCAUGCACACCGCAACAAACUAUUAUCUCUUCAGUCUGGCCGUGUCCGACCUGUUGCUACUCGUGUCGGGCCUGCCAGCGGAGGUGUACAUGGUCUGGUGCAAAUACCCGUACAUCUUCGGGGAGGAUUUCUGCGUAUUGCGCGGCCUCGCCUCGGAGACAUCGGUGAACGCAUCCGUACUCACCAUCACCGCCUUCACCGUCGAGAGAUACGUGGCGAUCUGCCAUCCGUUUCUCUCGCAGACUCUGUCGAAUCUGUCCCGCGUGAUCAAGCUGAUCCUCGCGAUAUGGCUGAUGGCCUUGGUAUGCGCGCUACCCCUGGCGUUGCAAUUUGGCGUGGUCCAACAUAGCGACCACCCCGACAUGAUCGUGUGCACGGUCAAGAGAAUCAUUAUCGAUCACUCAUUCGAACUGUCCACGUUCCUGUUUUUCGUGUUGCCCAUGUGCCUCAUCACGUUUCUCUACGUGUUGAUCGGCCUCAAGCUCAGAAAGUCGAACAUGACUGUCCCAGGCAGAACCGAGUCGAACAUGAAAAAUUGCAGACAUCCUGGGAGAUCGUCCAGGAGGGUGUUGAAGAUGCUAGUCGCGGUUGUGAUAGCAUUCUUCAUUUGUUGGGCUCCGUUUCAUGUACAACGAUUAAUCGCCAUAUAUGGAACUAAUACGGAAGAUCAUAUCACAUCAAAUGGCCCGUGGAUGGAGUUCCUGUACAUCUUAGUGACUUAUGUGUCAGGUGUUUUCUAUUACGUAUCCACGACAAUCAACCCGAUCCUUUACAACAUUAUGUCGCACAAAUUCCGUAUAGCGUUUACGGAGACGUUAUCGAAGAGCUGCAGACUUCCUGGAUUGCCGGCGCGUCACGAGCAACGCUCGUAUUCCAGCCUGUCGCGAUCUCAACAAAGAACCAUCGGUGCUUAUGGUUCUAGGACACCUGGAACCGGUGGAGGAUCCGGUAGAGAAUCAGGCGGAGGAUCCGAUAUAAUAGCUGAUAGCAUGGAGGGUUCGGGAAAUUCUAUGGAAGACAGUCGAAGACAACCGACGAAAGAUUCGGAAAAUUUGCCAGAAUUUACCGGAAGGAAUUCAAUGCGGAAGGAAUAUGUUAAAGAAAUGAAGAAUAAUGGUAAUCUGCGACGAUCUUACAAUGAGCAUCAUAAGUCGCAGGAAGGCAAACGUGGCAAGGAUCGAUCGAUUCGUAGGAAUCAGGAUACAUCGUGGACGAAGAGAACGAUUUACAAGAAUGUACAAGUUUCCGAUAUGGCAAGAUCAGAGAAAAAAUGGUCGAGGCUUCUAAAGUGGUUACCUGGUUUUAAAGUUUUCAAAUUUCCUCGUGGAUCAACCGUGCCCGAAGAACGCGUGUUUGACGAAUCCGGAAAUCCUCGUGAAGAACUGUCAAUGACUAUGUGGAACAUCCGCGAAAACAAUGAACAGCGACCUGUUUGAAAAGAGAAUGUUUUUGCACGGAUGUUUUUUUCGAAAUCUUUGAGAAGACUGAUAUUUUCGUCUCGAUCUGCAUUUUUCGUGAAUAAUGACACUAACAAUCGCCACUUAAAGAAGAAUGUGAUGUACACUAAUACAAUAGUAUGACCAAAAUGAGAUGACUUGAAAGUUCUGCUAAGAUCACGGUUUUAAGAAUUUUCUUUGCUAAUAGAGAAGACUGAAUAAUGUUUGUAACUCCGAUUCUCAUGAUUAAUUUAAGAAAGUUCUAAUGAGAACAUUCAACGAGAGUAGGGAAUAAGAAAAUCUUCAGAAGAAAAGCCACAAAAUUUGACACGGUGAUUUACUAUCCUUAUUUGUCAAGCAAAUUCUGUUCGCUGGAUGUUGGCAUCCGACGCUCUGCAUCUACAAAUAAAUUUAGAGCUUCAAACGGAUAAACAUGUCAAGAUUAUUACGGUCUUAUAUCAUAGUGAUGUAGUAAUAAAUCAAAUCAAUAGUAUUCUGCGAUCCAACUCAGAAAUCUUUCCUGCACUCUUGUCAAAUAUACACUCGUUGGAUCAGCAAAAUUUUAUUUAUAUUACCUUACUUUAUUUUGCAUGGUAUAUAUGUACAUAUUACGCGAGUAUCAUUCUGUUUUUUUAUUUUUUCUUUUUGAAUCUUUUGUAUGUCCGAUAUCAAAAUGCUUU